GGUGUACGAAAACUGGUAAAAAGUUACAUAUAUUCCCGGGCGGUCGGAAAGAAGUAAAGAAAUUUGAUGGUCACACGAACCACGUUUUAGCUUUAGCAGUUAGUUCUGACGAAAAUUAUAUGGUUAGUGGUGGUUCUGACAAAAAGAUCAAUAUAUGGUCUGCAAAAGAUGAUAAAUUGUUAAAAUGUUUUACGCAACACAAAGAUUCAGUAUCGGGCCUUGUAUUUCGUAAAGGGAAUAAUCAAUUAUAUAGUGCUUCUCAAGAUCGUACAAUUAAAGUGUGGAAUAUCGAUGAAUUAUGUUAUAUAGAAACACUAUUUGGACAUCAAGAUCAAAUCUUAUCAAUUGAUUCUCUUUCGCGUGAACGUUGUGUGACUGUUGGCUCUCGAGAUCGCACAUGUAGGUUAUGGAAAAUUGUAGAAGGAUCGCAAUUAGUAUUUCGUGGUAGCACCAAAAUUGCAACAGAAGAUGGUCAAACAUUUAAGGAAGGAAGUUUGGAUGUUAUUACCAUGAUUGAUGAGGAUAAUUUCCUUAGUGGUGGUGAUAGCGGUGCCAUUUCAUUAUGGAACAUUAAUAAAAAAAAACCAGUGUUCGUAUAUAAUAUUGCACAUGGUUUACAAACUUAUGACUCUGAAAGUGAAGGCUCCAUUAAAACUCCAUAUUGGAUAACUGCAUUAGCUACCGUGAGAUAUUCUGACUUUUUCGCUUCUGGAUCAUGGGAUGGAAACAUUCGCCUUUGGAAAUUGAUUGAUAACAUUCAUUCUUUCGUUCCGCUGGCGGAAAUUCCGUUGGUCGGAUUUGUGAACGCUUUACAAUUUGUAACCAUAGAGAAUGAAACUUUUCUUCUAGCAGGUGUUGGUCAAGAACAUAAACUGGGUAGAUGGAAAAGGAUUAAAAAUGCCAGAAAUGGAUGGAGAUUAAUAGAGCUACCUCUCAAAUCUUAA
Racocetra persica is the source of this 944-nucleotide messenger RNA. The record is from the annotation of a GenBank genome assembly. NCBI's taxonomy places the organism in Eukaryota, Fungi, Glomeromycota, Glomeromycetes, Diversisporales, Gigasporaceae.